This is a messenger RNA of Fukomys damarensis (Damara mole-rat), 957 nucleotides long. Its product is annotated as olfactory receptor 7D4. Bases 1 to 957 code for a protein of 318 amino acids. The transcript has a single exon. Lineage: Eukaryota; Metazoa; Chordata; Mammalia; Rodentia; Bathyergidae. The record is from RefSeq and is a predicted model, not a curated record. Gene Ontology annotation, cellular component: membrane. Gene Ontology annotation, biological process: G protein-coupled receptor signaling pathway. Gene Ontology annotation, molecular function: olfactory receptor activity; G protein-coupled receptor activity.
AUGGAAACUAAAAACCAGAGUGGAGCAUCAUGUUUCCUCCUCCUGGGUCUCUCAGAGGAUCCUGAAUUGCAGUCCCUUCUCUUUGGACUGUUCCUGUCCAUUUAUCUGUUUGCAUUGCUUGGGAACCUGCUCAUCAUCCUGGCCAUCAACUACGAUUCCCACCUCCACACCCCUAUGUACUUCUUCCUCUCCAACUUGUCUUUUGUGGACAUCUGUUUCAUCUCUUCCUCAGUUCCCAAGAUGCUGGUGAACAUCCAGGCACACAGCAAAGACAUCUCCUACAGGGAGUGCCUGACUCAAGUGUAUUUUUUAAUGGUUUUUUCUGCAAUGGAUGAUCUUCUCCUCACUGUGAUGGCCUAUGACCGCUUUGUGGCCAUCUGUCACCCCCUGAACUACACAGUUAUUAUGAACCCCCGAUUCUGUAGCCUCCUGGUUUUGGUGCCCUGGGUCAUCAUUUUCUGUGUCUCUGUGAUUCAAAUUUUCCUAAUGAUGCAGAUCAGUUUCUCUACAGACACAGAAAUCCCUCAUUUUGUCUGUGAACUAGCUCAGGUUCUUAAAGUGGCGAGCUCUGACACAUUCAUCAUUAACAUCUUUCUCUAUGUGGUAGCUUCACUUCUGGGUGUGUUUCCUGUGACUGCGAUUCUCUUCUCUUACACUAAGAUUGUCUCCUCCUUGCUGAGGAUGUCCUCCUCUACAAGCAGGUAUAGAGCAUUUUCUACCUGUGGGUCUCACCUCUGUGUGGUCUCCUUGUUCUAUGGAACAGCACUCGGGGUGUACCUCAGUUCAGCCGUGACCCAUUCUUCCCGGGCAAGCAUGUACGCCUCUGUGAUGUACACUGUGGUGACUCCAAUGCUGAACCCCUUCAUCUACAGCCUGAGGAACAAGGAUGUGAAGGGGGCCCUGGGGAAACUUCUCAGCAGAGCAGCCUCUUGUCCAUCAUGGCCCAGGUCAUGUUAG